AUGAGCUAUUAUCCGACUGGUAUGAGUCCUGCGACUGGCAAUCAUUAUCAUAAUGUAGCUGCUCAAAUGCAAGCUUAUUUAAAUAACGGCAGUGGACAUUUUCAAUCAGGUUCGCACGGAUUGCAUCAAUACCAAGGACAUCAAACUUUUUAUCAUGGAGCUCAUCAUUUCGGUGUUAAUCCUAUGAUUGCUAAUGAUGCUGGUGGAUUUGCUAGAAGAUUUAUGAGAAACUUAUUCAUCUAA
This is a messenger RNA of Rotaria sp. Silwood2, 243 nucleotides long. Lineage: Eukaryota; Metazoa; Rotifera; Eurotatoria; Philodinida; Philodinidae. The record is from the annotation of a GenBank genome assembly.